Molecule: messenger RNA, 6519 nt
Organism: Myotis daubentonii (Daubenton's bat)
Lineage: Eukaryota; Metazoa; Chordata; Mammalia; Chiroptera; Vespertilionidae
Gene: G3BP1
Product: G3BP stress granule assembly factor 1
Cellular component (GO): cytosol; ribonucleoprotein complex
Molecular function (GO): mRNA binding
Source: RefSeq, a predicted model, not a curated record
CCUGCCGCAACAUGUUAGGCUGCGUCGCGCUUAUAUAGACCGGCGACGGAGCACGCGUGUGCGGACGCAGUUGCGUGAGGGCUUUUUCUCCUUCCUCCGAGCAGUGGAGCAAAGCUUGUUCCUCUCCCGCUCAGCCGCGCAGGUUGAACUGACCAAAGCAAUGGUUAUGGAGAAGCCUAGUCCCCUGCUGGUCGGGCGGGAAUUCGUGAGACAGUAUUACACACUGCUGAACCAGGCCCCAGACAUGCUACACAGAUUUUAUGGAAAGAACUCUUCAUAUGUCCACGGGGGAUUGGAUUCAAACGGAAAGCCAGCAGAUGCCGUCUACGGACAGAAAGAAAUCCAUAGGAAGGUGAUGUCACAAAACUUCACCAAUUGCCACACUAAGAUUCGCCAUGUUGAUGCUCAUGCCACUUUGAAUGAUGGUGUGGUGGUCCAGGUGAUGGGGUUGCUCUCCAAUAAUAACCAGGCUUUGAGGAGAUUCAUGCAGACAUUUGUCCUUGCUCCUGAGGGCUCUGUUGCAAAUAAGUUCUACGUUCACAAUGAUAUCUUCAGAUACCAAGAUGAGGUCUUUGGUGGCUUUGUCACUGAGCCUCAGGAGGAAUCUGAGGAAGAAGUAGAAGAACCUGAAGAAAGACAGCAAACACCGGAAGUGGUACCUGAUGAUUCUGGAACUUUCUAUGACCAGACUGUCAGCAAUGACUUGGAAGAACAUUUAGAGGAACCUGUUGCUGAACCUGAGCCUGAUCCUGAACCAGAACCAGAGCAAGAACCCGUAUCUGAAAUCCAGGAGGAGAAGUGUGAGCCAGUAUUGGAGGAAACGGCGCCUGAGGAUGCUCAGAAGAGUUCUUCUCCAGCACCCACAGACAUCGCUCAGACAGCGCAGGAAGACUUGAGGACAUUUUCCUGGGCAUCUGUGACCAGUAAGAACCUUCCACCCAGUGGAGCUGUUCCAGUUACUGGGAUACCACCUCACGUUGUUAAAGUACCAGCUUCACAGCCUCGCCCAGAGUCUAAGCCUGAAUCUCAGAUUCCACCGCAGCGGCCUCAGAGGGAUCAAAGAGUUCGAGAACAACGGAUAAAUAUUCCUCCCCAGAGGGGACCUAGACCAAUCCGUGAGGCUGGUGAGCAAGGUGAUGUUGAACCCCGAAGAAUCGUGCGACACCCUGACAGUCACCAACUCUUCAUUGGCAAUCUGCCUCAUGAGGUCGACAAAUCAGAGCUUAAAGAUUUCUUUCAAAAUUAUGGGAAUGUGGUGGAGCUGCGCAUUAACAGCGGUGGGAAAUUACCCAAUUUUGGUUUCGUUGUGUUUGAUGAUUCUGAGCCUGUCCAAAAGGUCCUUAGCAACAGGCCCAUCAUGUUCAGGGGUGAGGUCCGUCUGAAUGUGGAAGAGAAGAAGAAUCGAGCUGCCCGGGAAGGAGACCGGCGAGAUAACCGCCUGCGGGGACCCGGAGGCCCUCGAGGUGGGCUGGGUGGUGGAAUGAGAGGCCCUCCCCGUGGAGGCAUGGUGCAGAAACCAGGAUUUGGAGUGGGGAGGGGAAUUGCUCCAAGGCAGUGAAUUGCUCUUCACUGAUCUUCACGCAGCAGUACAAACCCUGUUCCUGCAGAAUGGUGAUUUCUUCAACCAUCCUUUGGUAUCUUGCAGUAUGACCCUGGUCUCUUAUAAACUGCUUAAGUUUGUACAAUUUUACUUUUUGUGUUAAUGGUGUGUGUUCCCUCCCUUCCUCUUUUCUCUCCUCACCUUUUAUUCCUUCACUUCCAAUUUUGUGGAAUGAUAUUUUAGGAAAAAUGGAUUUUUAAAGAAGAAAAAAAAAAAAGACUGAAUUUCUUUGCUUUACUUUGCAUAUACAGACUGGAUUUUUUUUUUUUUUAUUUUAAACAGCCAUUUCCCCCAAAGGAAUGUGUCGCUUAUUACUGACAUUUGGUAUGUUUCAUUCAUUGGGAUAUUUCUUACUUAUUUUGUACAUGUUUCAAAAGCCUUUGAGAAAUACAGGAUUUGAUAAACAUUUUGAAGGCAGGAAAAACCCCAAAAUUGUUUCUUUUGAGAGUCAUGACUACCUUCUGGUGUGGAGAAACUGCCAUUGGAAAAAUUGACAAUUUUGAUUCUCGCUUGGUAUGGAUAAAAACUGAAUAAAAGAUGUUAGUGAAAUUUUUUCUUUUGAUAUGUGAUCACAAAACAAUUAUAAAAUCCACUCUUUUUACUGUUGAAAUUUAAAUUGUGAGAUAGGUUUUAAAUGUCUAGAAUGCAACUGAUGUGCUUUUCUUAAAUUAUUAGGGGUUUUAUUGAAGUUGAAUUUAUUUUCAUGUUUAAUUUGUAUUUGUUAAACAAACAAAAAAAGACAACACCCUCCCCACCACAAUCCGAGGAACACAAAACCAGAGCAAAACUGUUGUGCCUUCUAUUUAUCUUUGAUUCUGGUCUUGGCAAUUGUUUAAAGAAAAAUAAUAAAAAAAAGUCUAGAUUUGUUUUUUUCCAGGUUCAGAGUAUGUUGGGAAUUGUGGAACCCCUCUUUCACUGUGCGUCUUCUGUUCACUUGUUAUGCUUUAGUCUGAAAUUGAGUCUCAAACUGGAAUGCCUUGAGGACGGGUGCUUCUGUAGAGGUCCUUUGACCUAAAUAGCUCAGCAUCUUAUUUUGGUAUCUAUUCAGAAUUCUCAUCAGCCCACAAGAAGGAAUGUGAUUUUCAUAUUGGACUUGGCUGAUAUGCCUGAGUGUCUGCUAGUCUUUUUCCUUUAAAUCAUAGCUAUAUGGUAAAUUUUCUGUUUUAUUGGUUCUCUUUUAUCGAUGGACAUGCAGUGGGUAUUUCUUUGAAAUGGCCAAUUCUUAUUAAAAUAUUUCUGGGAAGAAAAUUUAAUCUGACAUGUAGGCUAAUACUCGUUUUACGUAGUAUGUUUGUUGAGUGCUGUGCAUGACUUGGGUGAAGGUUUUGUUUACACAUUUGUGAAGCAAGCCUUUGUGUAGUAUCUUAUCAUUGUUACUAGUUGAAGGGCAACAAGGCUGUCAAAUUUAACUUAUUUUCUUCUUAACAGUAUUCAUCUUUAGGACUGUUGUUUGAGGAUAGUGUGAGUAGGAAUAGGAAUGUUUGUUUUUCUGUUACUGGGAAACUAGGUUUGCUGAAGGGUGUAGUCUUAAACUAAAAUGAAAUUUGAUGUUAUCAGUUGGUCCUCAAUACCUCAAAUAUUUGAAAAUUGGCAGCAUCUCCUUCAUAUAAAGAAACUUAUAUAACUGAAUCACACGGCUGUUUUGGUGUUCAGUUUAAAUGAUUAUUUGGUAACCACUUCAUUUGGCCUAGCCAGUGAUAAUUAGGAGAAAUCCAGCUUAUACUUCUGUAGCUUAUAUUAAGCUUGUGGUGGAAAGGAAAAAAACUUAGCCUGAGUUAUUUUUGCAGUAACUGUAAAGACAUAAAUUAUGGAUAACCUAGAAAUCAUUUUUCACAAGUGAAUACUAAACCAUGCAUUUCAAAAUAGGAGUUCUUUCUACUCAGGUUUAAGGGUACUAACUAGAUUCCGUGGUACCCAAUUUGGGGCUGUUAUAUCCUAGACUAGAGGACAUUGGAAAUGUGUGAGAUUGUGAAGGGUGUUGGAGGGGGACACUGCAUUUGGCAUUUAGUGGGUAGGGAUCAACAAUGCACAUGCUCUGUAAAAAUGAAGCAACUGCAUUAAAAACAGAUAGUUUCCUAUAAAUGCAUGAUGGGCGGAGCAGUGGAUUACUACAACUGGAGUUGAAGACUCAUUCCUUUUCAAUAAAGCUUCAGAUAAAUAAAAAUAAAUGAAUUAGCAAAUAGAUAGCUCUUUCAGCAAUUAUAGUAACAUCUACUGUAAGUUAUCUCAUUUUCCUUCAUUUGUACCAAUAUGUGGUUUUAAAAAAUUUUUGGAGAAGGUAGCAUUAUGCUAGAUGCUGCUUGUAACUUGUUGCAGGGAGUUACUUUGUAAUCCCAGAAAACAAAAGUUUACUUGAGUAAUUUCAGCUCAUCAGAAUUUGGGUGAUUGUGGAGUUUUGAAUAGCAUAGGACUUUUAUAUGUAGGAUUUAGCAUCAUGUUUUAACACUAUGAAAAUCCUGGUAUCUUUGUUUCCAUUAUUGCUGAUGGUAUAAACAUGAUACCGUAGAGAUACAUAUAUUCACACAGAUAGAAAGUGAAAAUAAAAUAAGGCAAGAUUUUUCUAUAGGCAGCAUCAGCUCAUCAUAUUCAAUCUUUUCAGGUUUUAAAAUAUAAUUUUUCAUUUCUAGGAAUGGCCCAGUGUCUAGUUCUUUUCUACUGAGCUUAACACCCUUACUUACUUACCUAGUAACUUACUAGGUAUAAGAUUAGUUCAAUGUGCAUCUUGGUCUUUUAAGAACUGUUGAAAAUAAAUACACCUUGGGACUUAAAAAAAGUACUUUUAUUUGCUUUUAUGGUGAGGUUAGUCUUGACUUGUGUAUGCCUUUGUUCUCAACUUUUUGAGCUUUUGCUGGGGAGCAGUGAAAGUAAUUAUCCAAAAAUAAUUAUUUGAGUAGGUUACUGCACAGUAUUAGUUAAAUUGCACUUUAGUUUAGGUUGGAAAAAUAAUUUUCACGACUCUGUGGAUUAGGUACUGUUUUCCCCAAAGUAAUAGAUAAAGGAGAAACGGCAUCAGGGCAGCUGUGUGACUAGGCCUCCAAACCAUCCAUGUAGCAAGGAGCAGAUUGACCUCCGAAACUGAUGCUUUUUCUCCAAAACCAAAAUGCCUACAUAUGUACAUUUGAAUAACAUAUCAAGAUAUAGGAUAUGACCAUAUAAUUACUACAGUAUAGAAACCAGGGUCUAUAAAACAUUCAUAACAAGGUUAGCAUUUCUGUUCUUCAUUUCCAUAGGGUAAAUAAUAUAAUGUAAAUGAUUAGUAUAGGGCUUCUUUUGAUAUGCAGACUAUUUGGUAACAAUAAUGACUUGUUAGAUUAAUUUCUUAUCUGGUUUGAUAAUACAUUUAGAAAUCUGGAUGUGAGUAAUAUUUUUAUCAGAGCAUAAUCCAGGUGAAUUUAUAGCAGUUAUGGUUUGUGCUUAUAACUGCCGUCCUCUGAUACUUCCUUCACCCCUUUAUUUGAAAAUCCUUGUAGAAUUUAAUGAGUUAGUGGAAAAUGAGGCACUUUAUAGAAAACAAUUCGUUAGAAUCUGUAUGGAAAUAAUCCUCCUAUGAGGUUUAAAUUUGUAGACCAUUGUUUAUGCUGAAUGGCCUAUUUUAUGUAAAUGGUUGCAUUUGUCAAACCUACUGAUCUAAAGAUAUCUUUUAUAUUGAAGUUUUAUUUUUGUGCUACUUAAAAGAAUUUCUGCAGGAACUACAUACAGAUGACCUUUUAAUUAAGCAAUCUUGAACUUUGAAAAGGAAGCAACUUCAACAUUUAUUUGAAUAUAGGGUUCUAGCAAAUUGCCUAAUAUACUGAAAAUGGGCAUUGGAUAAUCAUGACAGUCUUUCACAAAUGUUUAAAAACCUUAGGAAUGAAUGUUAGCAACUUGGCAAUGUCUUAUGUGGAAUGAGGUUGUAGAUUUAACUUGCUGAUCAAGUUUUGACUAUGUGGUACUAGAUAAUUAUGUAAGGAUUUCUGCUUUUAAGGUAGUAAUUCCUUUUGGGAUUUUCAUUUGUAUACUGUGAUAUUGAAGUUCUGGGGACCAUAGGCAGGCUUGUGAAUUCUUACUAAACUAAAGGAAAAAUGGUGGCACAUGUGAGAUAAAACUUCCAUUUAUAUUCUUUUUAGUGACUAUGUAUGUAGUUCAGAGUAAUGCUCAAAUUAGACUGCUUUACUUGUGCUUUCAUGAAACAGUCUCUCAUCGUGGCCUGAAUGAAUAAAGAGUUGAUUAGAGGUGGCCUAACAGCACUAGUUUUAUUUGUUUUGAUUUAUGCUACAGUAUGGCUUAGAAUAAAGGUUGUUUGCUUUUUGAUUAUGUGACUUAUUUUGAAAACCUUGGAUAGUCUCUUCUCCUCCAAUUUCCAUUUAAACCUGGUAGCUUUUUUUUUUUUAGUUCCCUGGGAGAAGUAAAUAGUAUUGGAAAUCAGUUCCACUAUUACUCCCAUAAACCAUGUGACCUGGCCAACUAGAAAUCCACACGUUUUGCACUUUGAAACAUGGCCCAUGUCACAGAUUCCAAGGGACUUGCAUCUACCCAAUGUGUCUUAUUUUCUUAAAAAAAGAAAAUUAAGGGAUGUUUACCAAAAAUUUACUAUUGAAUUAUUUUAACAAAUCUUUUUUCAUAAACCCACUUAGGGGAAGUUUGCCUAUUUUGGUAGUAAUUUCAAGGAUGAUCAUAUCUUAUUUAAUCUGGAUAUAAGCAGUUUUAACUAUUGUUAUAAUUAUCCAUUUUGGUUACUGAAACUUUCCCCAAGCUUUGUUAGAACCACCUAUUUUACUUUGGAUUUUAUUUAAAUUCUUAAAUGUCUUUGUGAAGAUUGUGUAUGUAUACUGAUUUGGCCCUUUUAAAUGAAGACAUGCUGAGAAGCUGGCAUAAGGGAAUAAGGAGAAGAAAAGAACUUCCCUUUCUUUAAAGAUUCAGUGCACACUUAAGUAGAUUGU